Uncinocarpus reesii 1704 is the source of this 612-nucleotide messenger RNA. RefSeq lists its product as uncharacterized. NCBI's taxonomy places the organism in Eukaryota, Fungi, Ascomycota, Eurotiomycetes, Onygenales, Onygenaceae. The record is from RefSeq and is a predicted model, not a curated record. The coding region runs from base 1 to 612 and encodes 203 amino acids. The transcript has 2 exons.
AUGAAACCUUCCGGACCUCCUCCGCAUUUGCACAGAUAUCAAACGGAAUAUUUCAAGGUUACACAGGGGCUCAUGGGGGUGAAUAUCAAUGGCAAGAUCUACAAAAAGACUCCAGACGAUCCUGAGUUCAGCGUUCCAGCAAACGUUUUUCAUGGCUUCUUUCGUCACCCAGAAAGCCGUGGACCAAUGACCGUUGUGUUGAGCGCAUCUGACUCAGGUCGGGAUUACAAACUGGACCGAGUGUUCUUCGAAAACUGGUAUGGGUACUGGCAUGAUGCCAUGAUCUACCAUGGAGGCAUGAACUACAUUCGCUGGCUGCAGAUUUAUGAUGCUGGCGAUGCUUAUCCGUACGUGCCGAAAUGGCUGCCUUGUCGGAAGACAGCCUCAUAUUACUGGGGAGUUGUGGUGGGCCGCUGGCUUGGAGGUUUGCUCGGCUACAAGCCCUUCUACAAAGAGUACACCACUGACUGGGACUACGCUGUUGAGAAAAUGCGGUCGCAUUUCUGGCAGCGCCGUCUGGUGCAUACCUCUUAUAGACACGCGAAGCCGUGGGUUGAGGGUAUGGAGCCAUGGAGGGAACGGAGCUUAUCUCCGAGUUGCAAAAAAGUUUAG